UCUACCUCUGUGUUCUUCCGCUCAGUCAUUUCUUCCUUUGCGCGUUCGAGAGCGGGUGUGCGGGAGAAUGUUGGCAUCUAAAACCUUGCGAGUAAUCGGAAAGCGGGCCAUCUCCACCUCCGUUUGUCUACGAGGUGGACAUGGUGUUGCCAAGGUGGAGGAAUACACUCUUCCAGCAUAUUUUGAUCGGCGGGAGAAUCCCCUUCCUGACAUCAAAUUUGUGCAGAACCUGAGUCCGGAGCAGAAAUCUCUCAAGGAGAAGGAAAAGGGUUCUUGGGCAACCCUCUCCAAUGAGGAGAAGAUUGCGCUGUACCGCAUUAGCUUCAAACAGAGCUUUGCUGAAAUGAACCAGGGAUCAAGAGAAUGGAAGUCAAUUGUUGCUGGAAUUUUGUUCUUUGUUGGUUUAACUGGUUUGGUCGUCGCCUGGCAGAGGAAGUUUAUUUAUGGGCCCGUGCCCCACACUUUCUCCCAGGAGUACAAAGAGCAGGAGCUCCAGAGGAUGCUGGAUAUGAGGAUCAACCCUGUGGAGGGCUUUUCUGCAAAAUGGGACUAUGAGAAUAAACAGUGGAAGAAGUAAAGCACACCUUUAGAGUGCAUGACACAAACAGUUACAAAUAAACCAGUCUGUCUGUUUUCCAUGUAUCAUCCUUACCUCUUAAUGCAAUCUGGAAGAUCACUUCCUCUUAAGGAUAUUGUAUAUCAGCGAAAUAAA
Molecule: messenger RNA, 712 nt
Organism: Megalops cyprinoides (Indo-Pacific tarpon)
Lineage: Eukaryota; Metazoa; Chordata; Actinopteri; Elopiformes; Megalopidae
Gene: cox4i1
Product: cytochrome c oxidase subunit 4 isoform 1, mitochondrial
Exons: 5
Coding region: 68-577 (169 amino acids)
Biological process (GO): mitochondrial electron transport, cytochrome c to oxygen
Source: RefSeq, a predicted model, not a curated record